Macadamia integrifolia is the source of this 2211-nucleotide messenger RNA. Its product is annotated as SWI/SNF-related matrix-associated actin-dependent regulator of chromatin subfamily A-like protein 1. Gene Ontology annotation, biological process: DNA repair; replication fork processing. The transcript is spliced from 24 exons. Gene Ontology annotation, molecular function: ATP-dependent chromatin remodeler activity; ATP binding. Gene Ontology annotation, cellular component: nuclear replication fork. The record is from RefSeq and is a predicted model, not a curated record. The coding region runs from base 1 to 1926 and encodes 641 amino acids. NCBI's taxonomy places the organism in Eukaryota, Viridiplantae, Streptophyta, Magnoliopsida, Proteales, Proteaceae.
AUGACUAAUUUUAUUGGAAAGACAGGGAAGCUUAUGGAUGUGGAGAAUCUGAUGAAGAACUCUAUGGUAGAUCCUGUGCCGCGAUUCUUGCCCAAGUCUCUGGCAUUUGAAGGAAACGAGAAUGGCAAUGCAAAAGAUUUGCCAAAGCUCAGUAUCCGGCUUUUCCUUCAUUCCAGCGGAAAUAUUGCUGCAAAGUUCCCAUAUGAUCCUAUACUUGUAGGUGCUUUCCACAAGAUCCCUAAAGCUAGUUGGCAUGGGAAAGAAAGAUUAUGGAUGUUCCCGAUAUCCUCUUUGGUAUCAGCAGAAAAAGUCGUUUGUGAAAUAGAUGGUGCCAAUGUUGAGAUAGAGCAGUUAGAUCCGUUGGUAAAGCGUGCUAUUUGUACUGCCUCAGCUCUUCCAGAUCUUCAAGAUUUAUAUGAUAGGAUGCCACAUGCCAUUGAAUCAAAGCUCCUUCCGUUUCAGCGAGAUGGAGUUAGGUUCAUUUUGCAGCAUGGUGGACGUGCACUCUUAGCAGAUGAGAUGGGCCUUGGAAAGACUUUACAGGCAAUAGCUGCUGCUGCAUGUGUUCGUGAUUCCUGGCCUGUUCUUGUACUCACCCCUUCUUCCUUACGUUUACAUUGGGCUUCUAUGAUUCAACAGUGGCUAAAUACCCCUUCAAUGGAUAUUCUUGUGGUUUUAUCCCAAGUGGGUGGAUCUAACAGGGGAGGUUUCAAAAUAGUGCAGUCAAAUUCCAAAGGGGCCAUUCAUCUUGAUGGUGUAUUCAACAUUAUCUCGUAUGAUGUUGUACCUAAGUUGCAGCAUGUACUUUUGGCUUCGGAAUUCAAGGUUGUGAUUGCAGAUGAGUCGCACUUCUUGAAGAAUGCUCAAGCAAAGAGGACCACUGCUUCGCUUCCCAUUCUACAGAAAGCUCAAUAUGCAAUUUUGCUUAGUGGGACUCCAGCCUUAUCACGGCCAAUCGAGCUGUUCAAACAGUUGGAAGCAUUAUGUCCUGAUGUAUACAAAAAUGUUCAUGAGUAUGGAAACCGAUAUUGCAAGGGUGGCAUAUUUGGAAUAUACCAAGGUGCAAGUAACCAUGAGGAGCUUCACACUUUGAUGAAAGCAACUGUUAUGAUUCGCAGGCUUAAGAAAGAUGUUCUUUCUGAGCUUCCGAUAAAGCGCAGACAACAGGUCUUCCUAGAUUUGGCUGAAAAGGAUAUGAAGCAAAUUAAUGCUCUAUUUCGUGAGUUGGAAGGUGUAAAAAACAAAAUUAAGUGCUGCGAAUCCAAGGAGGAGAUAGAAUCACUUAAAUUUUCUCAGAAGAAUCUAAUCAAUAAGAUCUAUACUGAUUCUGCAGAAGCAAAGAUUCCAGCAGUUCUAGACUACCUUGGAACUGUCAUUGAGGCAGGUUGCAAGUUUCUAAUAUUUGCGCACCAUCAGCCCAUGAUCAAUUCAAUAAUCCAGUUCCUUCUUAAGAAGAAAGUGGGUUGCAUUCGAAUUGACGGUGGAACUCCAGCAUCAUCUAGGCAAGCUUUAGUUUCAGAUUUUCAGGAGAAAGAUGAUAUCAAGGCAGCAGUGCUAUCUAUUAAAGCUGGAGGUGUUGGUCUAACCUUGACAGCUGCAAGCACAGUCAUCUUUGCUGAACUGUCUUGGACUCCAGGUGACAUAAUUCAAGCAGAAGAUCGUGCUCAUCGGAUUGGCCAGGUGUCAUCAGUCAAUGUUUACUAUUUGCUUGCAAAUGAUACAGUUGAUGACAUAAUCUGGGAUGUCGUUCAGAGCAAGUUGGAAAAUCUGGGCCAGAUGCUUGACGGUCAUGAGAAUACCUUGGAGGUUUCAGGCAAUCAGCCAAGAAGCAGUCCUGCAAAGCAAGGAACACUCGACUCUUUCAUAAAGCGAUGUAAUGUGAGCAGCGACUCUGGACCUCCCAAACUCAAGCAUCCCAGAACCUGAUACGCAUAUUGUGAACCAUGUAUAUAAAAAGUAGACCCACCUUGGGAAGAAGAUAUUGAAUUUGUAUAUUAUAUGUAACUAGCCUGACACCAAACCCAACCCUUCCCAACCGAAAAAAAAAAGAAGAAAAGACCCUCAACCCAGAAGGGGGAGGAAAAGCUAUUACUUGCCCUGACAAAUGGAAAUUGGGUGAUCUUUUUGGUGGGGGCAUGUAAUGCCAGUGGAAUUGAAUACUAUUUGUAACUGAUUUGUAGAUGAGUUAGUUGAUUUACGUUGCAUGUUUUA